Molecule: messenger RNA, 330 nt
Organism: Acanthocheilonema viteae
Lineage: Eukaryota; Metazoa; Nematoda; Chromadorea; Rhabditida; Onchocercidae
Source: the annotation of a GenBank genome assembly
AUGGAUGACAUGUUGCAUGCGGAAGAGAGAAAAGCUUCAUGUUCAUUGGAAAUAUCACCGUUGCCACCACCACCCACCUCGACGACACAGCAUACGAAUGACCGGGUUGCUAUGGGAUGUAUGGCAAACGAGGUUGAAUGGGCGGUACCUUGGACAUAUGAAUGGGUGGUUCCAGAACGGCAAACGAUACUUGAAUUACUAACGAUUACCCCUUACUCUCUCUCUCUCUCCAGUGUAAGCGUUUGGUGCUUUCUGGGGUGGGUGGAGGAGGAGGGUUGUUGUGCUUGCCACGUCAGUGCAAUCGUUGCCUGUGAUUCUGCUGUUGACUGA